Australozyma saopauloensis is the source of this 1497-nucleotide messenger RNA. RefSeq lists its product as uncharacterized. Bases 1 to 1497 code for a protein of 498 amino acids. NCBI's taxonomy places the organism in Eukaryota, Fungi, Ascomycota, Pichiomycetes, Serinales, Metschnikowiaceae. The transcript has a single exon. The record is from RefSeq and is a predicted model, not a curated record. Gene Ontology annotation, molecular function: protein binding.
AUGAGUUUCGAAACUCUUCAAAAUGAGCCAGGGAUAGCCCAAGCCUGGUUGAUGGCUACUGUCGGUCCAAAAGUACACCAAAGACUGCUUCGUAAAACUAUCACAGAGAUUUCUAUCCCCAAAAUCUGCGGAGCAAUGCAGACCCAUACAACUUUGCUGCUUCGCGUUAGUUCAAGUCUUCUUUAUGGGGUUUCAUUGCUAUACAAGCAAAAAGUCGGUUUUAUGGCUACCGAUUUGUGUUCUGUCUUCGAUAGACUCUCGUUCCAAAGCUUUGAUAAGCCAACAAAAGUAGUCGGCACUGAGGAUCAAACAAAGAAACGAAGAUGCCAUUAUCUCACUGAUGAUCCUUUAUUCAGUAUGGAGGCUGAUUUUGUCAACGAGUGGAAGGAUGGUGAGGCAAGCAGCACAGAUUACUUGAGUGAUGUUUUAGCUAUUCAGGAAAUGGAUCGCUACUUGAACGAGCCAAAAACUCCAAGGGAAGUUGGUGAGAAUGAGAAAGCUAAUUUAACUCUCGAGACCAACUUGGACUUCGGCUUUGAAUUCGAUGGCGACGGAAAUGUCUUGACUACCGGGUAUAACGGAGUGGAUAUCCUGGCAAAUCUUCUUGAAGAUUUGAAUUUCGACGAAGAUUUCAGUGCAUCUGCUGGCAACGUCGUAGAAGAUUUGUCCAAGUCUGUAAAUUCUUUGAGCUAUGGUGCUACUACCUUGAAUGCAGCAGAGGCCACUAUCACCACAAAUCCCUCCAAGCACAAAAUUAAUAAGAAGCGUUUCAAAAUUGACCCGGUGACCAUUUUGAAUCCAUUUCCCAACUCUGCAAGUAGUUGCAACUAUAUCCCAAGGAAGAUCAGCCUUCAGACGUCGGUGAGAGAAAUUGUUGCGACUGAAAGCACAAAUCGUCCUCAGUUUGUUAAUCUAUGCUACAGAUUGGCUCUCGGAGCACAAGCUGCAGACUUGAUCUCACCUGACGCAUUACCUCUGAAGCAGAGACACCCUAGCGCUACCAAUAUCGAAUCAUUUCUUCAAGAAAUUGACGAUAUUGAGCGUGGUCGAGAUGCUGCUAUCGCACGCCGAAGUCUGAGUUUUAUGGAAGAUGCAUUGGAACGAAUGGGCAUAGAUCCAGAUGACAGCUUAGGAAUUGACUAUGGCUUAGACCCAAUUUCACCAAUGGCAGACGACUACGAUGAUGACAAAUUUCCACCAACGGAGCACGAUUCAGAAUUCGUGCGCAAGCUUGAAGGUUUUAAGGAAUACCUUCAGGAAAGAGCGCUAGUGCUUUCCACUGGUGAACCGCUGCAGCUGUGGAUGACAUUCACACAACUCGUUCCUGAUAAGAGUAGCAAAAUCGAAGACGCAGUCUCCGUUAGCCUUGCAGCUCAAUCUUUUGCGUUUCUUCUUGAACUUGCUACUAAUGGUAGCCUCGAAUUGAAAGCCGAUAGGCAACUGGAUCGCCAUGGCAGAAAUACAGAGGUAAUCAACAUUAGAUUAUGUAUGUCAUAG